UCGUCCAGGAAUUCAACUGAGUCGCAUUAUUCUUGAUUUGGAGUCUUUAUCAUUCAACUAAGCAAAGUCGAUGAAAAUAGGAAUUGGCCUACAAGAAGCAAGAUUUAAAAGAAAGCACGUCAGAGAGUUCACGCAAUUUUCGACGACGACCCGUUGCCCAGAAGAACACAGAGAAGAGAAUGGCAUCUAUUUACGGUCGGCCAUGGCGAGCUCUUCCUCUCCUAAUCUCAUCCUCAUAAACCAACUUCUUCCCAUACUUAAAAAACCUCGAAAGCUCUCCCAAAUUCUCCAAAUCCAUGCCCAAUCCAUCAUCAACUCCCUGCUACUACAGCGGUCCUUUGCAAGUCGACUCCUUUUUGCUUUGUCCCAACUUCCUAGCCAUUCAUCAUCGAAAUCUACAGCUUCCUAUGCAGAGCUCAUCUUCUUACAAAUCCAAAACCCCAACUCCUUUCUAUGGAAUACCAUAAUUAAGAUUCACGCACAGAGCUCAAAACCUUGCAAAGCCAUCCAUUUCUUCAUCCAAAUGCGGCGACAUGGCGUUGAUUUUGAUGAUUAUACAUACCCUUUUGUUCUCAGUGCCUGCAGCUCGAUCCCAGGGCUCGAGCAAGGUAUUGCCAUUCAUGGAGAAUUGCUGAAAAGAGGAGUUGAGGCGGAUUUGUUUGUGAGGAACUGUUUAAUUACUUUGUAUUGCAGGAACGGUGAGAUCUCCCUGGCUCGGAAAGCUUUCGAUGGAUUCGAAGCUAAGGAUUUGGUCUCCUGGAACUCAAUGAUGGCUGGAUAUGCAGGUUGCGGUCAAAUGGUUGAAGCACAGAAACUGUUUGAUGAAAUGCCUGAAAGGGACAAUUUCUCUUGGGCCAUCUUGAUUGAUGGAUACGGCAAGAGGACUGGAAACGUUGAGCGUGCUCAGCUGCUGUUCGACGAACUUCAUUCAAAGGAUAUAGUCAUCUGGAAUUCAAUAAUCAACUGUUAUGCUGGUGCAGGAAACAUGAGCAUGGCUCGAGAACUGUUCGAUAAAAUGCCAAAAAGGAAUGUGAUUUCAUGGAGUAUCCUAAUUGAUGGUCAUGUUCGACAUGGUGAUCCAAAGGAAGCCCUGAUCCUCUUUCAGCAAAUGCUCCGGUACGGCACGAAGCCUGAUAGAGUUGCAGCGCUCGGCGCGAUCGCAUCAUGCGCUCAAUUGGGUGCACUUGAUCAGGGAUGCUGGGUCCAUUCCUAUCUGAAAAAGAACAAAUUUUUUCUCGAUGACAUCAUCCUAACAGCCUUGAUUGAUAUGUACAUGAAAUGUGGGAGCUUGGAAGUGGCAAGAAGGCUUUUUGAGAAGAUAAACAAUAUAAGUGUUGUGGCUUGGAAUGUGAUGAUAGUAGGACUUGGGAUUAAUGGUCAUGAAAUUGAGGCUGUUGAGGUUUAUCACAGAAUGAUAAGAGAAGGUGCAUUCAUGGAUGACUUAACUUUCCUUGGUGUCCUCACAGCCUGCAGCCAUGGAGGCUUGGUCAGUGAAGCAAUGAGGAUAUUUAGCAGAAUGAGGAAUGAUUUCAUGAUUGAGCCUAAACUGGAACAUUAUGGUUGCUUGGUUGAUCUCCUUGGCCGUGCAGGGAGAUUAACUGAAGCUUUCGGCGUUAUAAAGAUCAUGCCCAUGGAACCCACUGCAACCUUUUGGGGCUCACUUCUUGCAGCUUGUCGAAAGCAUAGGUGUGUGGAGUUGGCAGAGCUUUCUGUUAGAAAGCUUGUCAGUCUUGGAGCGGAUGAUUGUGGCGUUUAUGUGCUGAUGUCUAAUGUUUAUGCAGAUAAAGGUAUGUGGGAUGAUGUGUGGAGGAUGAGAAGGUUGAUCAGUGAAAGAGGGAUGAAUAAGGAGAUUGGAAGGAGUGUGGUGGAGGUUGAUGGGAUUGUUCAGGAGUUUGUGAGCGGGGAUUGCUCACAUCUUAGAGAGAGAAUUUAUGAAGUCAUAUGGAGUUUGUCUCUUGCAUUAGAUUGGAGUAAUUAGGCAUCCACUUUGCUAUUAGGUUUAAGUAAAUAGUAUUUGCCUGAUAAAUGUAUUUUAAAUUCUUGAAGGUCCCAUCAAUUUGGACUUGGGAAAAUUUUUAGACUAAGCAUAAUUAAUACUUGUAUUAAACAUUUAAGAUUGUUUAAAAAAUUAAAGUAGGAAAAGUCGUCAUUUAAACGAGCAACUUAUGCUGAUUAGGCACUGCUAAAUCAGCUAGUCGUUAUCAUAAGAAAAUUAGGUUUAAUAUAAGUCGCCGAAAUAAUCUGUGACUUAUGUUAGUCGUCCAUUCAACAUGUGACUUACAUUAUGAAUUUAAAAAAGAAGAAGAAGAAAUUGUUAUGUGA
This is a messenger RNA of Dendrobium catenatum, 2322 nucleotides long. Its product is annotated as pentatricopeptide repeat-containing protein At3g29230-like. NCBI's taxonomy places the organism in Eukaryota, Viridiplantae, Streptophyta, Magnoliopsida, Asparagales, Orchidaceae. Gene Ontology annotation, biological process: RNA modification. Gene Ontology annotation, molecular function: protein binding; RNA binding. The transcript has a single exon. The coding region runs from base 71 to 1978 and encodes 635 amino acids. The record is from RefSeq and is a predicted model, not a curated record.